CGUGAUCAACAACGUUAAAAACAAGGCUUGCAGUGAAGAACAAGCUCCAUAUCAGAAAGUAGAAAGUACUCUGAAGAUUGCAACCUUCUCUGACGAACGGGCUGACUCUUAAUUUCUUCACUCAAAAAUGGAAUAUUCCGCUGAAGAAUUCGACGUCAUAGUCAUCGGCGCCGGAGUCAUGGGAAGCUCGGCCGCUUACCAAACCUCAAAGCGAGGCCGAAAGACUCUCCUCCUAGAACAAUACGACUUCCUCCACCACCGUGGCUCCUCCCACGGUGAGUCACGCACCAUACGCGCUACUUACCCGGAGGACUACUACACUAAUCUCGUCCUCGAGUCCUACGCACUCUGGGAACAGGCAGAGUCUGAAAUCGGCUACAAGGUCUACUUCAAGGCACACCAGUUUGAUAUGGGCCCAUCAGAGUCCAAAAGCCUCCGUGCCGUCAUCACCAGCUGCCGCAAAAACUCCCUCCCUCAUCGGGCCUUAAACAGCCAACAAGUGACCGAGCAAUUUUCGGGUAGGAUUCAGAUACCCGAAAACUGGGUCGGGGUUUACUCGGACAAAGGCGGUGUAAUUAAGCCAUCCAAGGCUGUUUCCAUGUUCCAGACUCUAGCUUUGAAAAACGGCGCCGUAUUGAAGGACAAUAAGGAAGUUAAAGAUGUCAAGAGGAUAGGCGUGGAAAACGGCGGCGUUUUGGUCACCACCGCAAGUGGCGAGAGUUUUCGCGGAAAGAAAUGCGUGGUAACAGUUGGGGCUUGGACACGGAAGUUAGUUAAAACGGUUUGCGGUGUUGAAUUACCGAUUCAGCCCCUAGAGACCACCGUGAGUUAUUGGCGAAUCAAAGACGGCCACGUGUCCGACUACGCCAUCGGCAGCGGUUUCCCGUCCUUCGCAAGCUACGGAGAUCCGUACAUAUACGGAACGCCGUCGUUGGAGUACCCGGGUCUCCUCAAGGUCGGGGUCCACGGCGGGUACCCUUGCGACCCAGAUAAAAGGCCGUGGGGACCUGGGAUGUCGCUCGGGGCCAUGAAAGAGUGGAUUGAGAAGCGGUUUUCGGGUCGAGUAGAUUCAAGCGGACCCGUUUCGACUCAGUUGUGCAUGUAUUCGAUGACCCCAGAUGAGGAUUUUGUGUUGGAUUUCUUGGGUGGGGAGUUUGGGAAAGAUGUGGUGGUGGGUGGUGGGUUUUCAGGUCACGGGUUCAAGAUGGCACCGGUGGUGGGUAGGUUGUUGGCUGAUCUGGCGUUGACUGGGGAAACCAAGGGAGUUGACCUCAAGUACUUUGGGAUAGGGAGGUUUGUCGAGAAUCCUAAAGGUAAUGUCAAAGAUUACGAGGAGCAAGUCAACCUUUUUCUUCGAUCGCUCAUCUGAGUUUUUCCAAGGAUUCUGUUCCUUUCACUUUCAGUAUUUUUAUUUUCAUUGAAAAAUUUCAUGUUACAUGGAAGAUAACAAUGUGAGAUUUUUUAAUGUGCAAACUUAAGUUAUUAUCUUAA
Humulus lupulus (European hop) is the source of this 1491-nucleotide messenger RNA. Its product is annotated as probable sarcosine oxidase. The transcript has a single exon. The coding region runs from base 128 to 1369 and encodes 413 amino acids. The record is from RefSeq and is a predicted model, not a curated record. Gene Ontology annotation, molecular function: flavin adenine dinucleotide binding; sarcosine oxidase activity. NCBI's taxonomy places the organism in Eukaryota, Viridiplantae, Streptophyta, Magnoliopsida, Rosales, Cannabaceae.